GCAAACCCAUUCUAUAAGAGCAUCCUCAUAUAUUGCAAACUCUAGUUUGUUUUCCUCACAUAAGCAAUUAAAUGGCUUCCUUUAUUGCAUUGGUUUUGGGUGUAUGUCUAGGAAUGAACAUGGCCAUGCCGACACUGGCAGCUGUCCACACUGUCGGAGACAGCUCAGGUUGGACACUUGGUGCUGAUUACAGCACAUGGGCUAGUAGCGUCAACUUUAAAGUCGGUGAUAGUCUUGUUUUCAAUUAUGGGGCUGGUCACACGGUGGACGAAGUUAAAGAGAGCGAUUACAAGAGCUGCAGCACGGGCAAUUCACUGAGUACAGACAGCAGCGGUGCCACCACCAUCGCCCUCAAGACUGCCGGCACUCAUUACUUCAUAUGUGCAGUUCCUGGCCAUUGCAAGGGUGGCAUGAAGCUUGCUGUUAAGGUCAAGCCUAAAAAAUCACCUCCACCUUCACCUUCUCCUUCUCCUUCUCCUUCUCCUUCUCCUUCUCCUCAAGAUGUCACUGACACCAAACACACACACACACCCUCUCCUACAACUUCAACCUCCUCCUCCACCGCCACCACAUCUUCACAGUCAUCACAUGCCUCCUCCUCAUCUCGUUUUCCAGUUGUUGCUAUGUUUCUUGCUUCUUCCAUCUCCUCCUACUUUCUGUUACGUUUCAUGUGAAUUUGUGUGAGUCAGGACAGAGGCAGUGCUUGUGCUUCCCUACGUGCUUCCUUCUCUAUUUACUCGCCUUUCUUCUUUUAUUCAGAUUUUGCUACCAGGCAAAUUUAUUAUUUAAACUAAUCUAUCUUCUUUUUUUAUGUUCA
This is a messenger RNA of Cajanus cajan (pigeon pea), 817 nucleotides long. RefSeq names its product blue copper protein. Gene Ontology annotation, cellular component: plasma membrane. Lineage: Eukaryota; Viridiplantae; Streptophyta; Magnoliopsida; Fabales; Fabaceae. The record is from RefSeq and is a predicted model, not a curated record. Gene Ontology annotation, molecular function: electron transfer activity.